Molecule: messenger RNA, 1310 nt
Organism: Oryzias latipes (Japanese medaka)
Lineage: Eukaryota; Metazoa; Chordata; Actinopteri; Beloniformes; Adrianichthyidae
Gene: fam162a
Product: family with sequence similarity 162 member A
Biological process (GO): neuron apoptotic process; positive regulation of release of cytochrome c from mitochondria; cellular response to hypoxia
Cellular component (GO): mitochondrion
Source: RefSeq, a predicted model, not a curated record
CGGCCUGUGUUUGUGUAAUUGGAUUGACUUUCAGUCGCAGGCGGAGGUUGCAGUCUGCGCAGUUAAUUCACGCUGAUUUUUAUGAUCUCGCAGACCUGCUGCUAUUUUUGAAAUUUAAACGGAAAGCAUCAUGAAUUUCCUCAGAAAUCACCUUUCCUUCGGCAACCUCUUGGAUCAGAGACAUAGAGGGAUGUGCAAUAAACCACAGGAGGUCAAACCAGAGUCUUCAGCUCCGGUCUCCGCACAAAAUGAGCCUCGUCCUUCACACAAAGUUCCAGGCUACAGACCAUCUGAUUGGGACAAGAAGAUCUUUUUGUGGUCAGGGCGCUUCAAGUCCGUCGACCAGAUCCCAGAGACUGUGUCGUUUGAAAUGAUUGAUUCAGCCAGGAACAAACUCAGAGUGAAAGCUGCUUAUUUGAUGAUUGCGGCCACACUAGCAGCCUGUGGCGUGAUGGUGUUCCUGGGCAAACGGGCUUCAGGCAGAAAUGAGACUUUGACAGCUUAUAACAUGGAGAAGAAAGCCAAGUGGAGAGAAGAACUCCGGAAAGAGAAUUCUGUUGCUCUGUCAGAAAAAGCUCAGUGAUGAGGCUCAACUCAUCAGAUGUGAUACGGUCACCUGGUACUAGAGUAUCCUUCCUGCUAUGCUGCCAGUCAAACGUUUGGACGCAGCUACUCGUUCAUUUAACCAGUUGUGUCUAAACUUUUGACUGGUAGUUUAUAUGCAUCACAAAACCGGUCCUUGUAUAUUUUGUAACCAUAAGUUUAGCCUUAAAACACAGCUUUGCUUAUGCUGCGAUUUAAAAACUUGAAAACAAAGUUUUAUCUUAAGAAAUUUAUGUAUUAGGUUAAAACAGAAUUUUAAAUAGAACAAUGUCUGUUUCCAAUUAUAUUAUUUGGACAUUUCAAUGAAGAAUAAAAAACCCAGUGGGGCAAAAAGGAUUUAAAGGUUUUUUUUUUUUUCAUAUGCCUCAACGCUGAAUUUCAAAUGUCAUUUCCUACAGUGACGGCUUGUUCGGUUCUAGUUGUGGUUGCAUUUUUCUGUUUCCCAUGCUGGCCUGCUGUGCGUGUUCUCACAUGCCUGUGCCCUUCAGUUUGCUCGAUCACAAUGACUGUGCCAGAAUCAGCUGUGCACCAAGUGUAGAAGUGUGGAGUGGAGCGGGGUGACGGGUAAAACAGGACUAAUGCUUCUUUUUUUCACUGGAUAAAAGAACCCUGUAAAUACAAUCAAUGGUUUUUACCCAUAUGCUAAAACUCAAGUGUUUGUUUUUUGUAGAAUUUUAAGGAAUUAAAUAAAAAGUGUUUUAGACGAA